This is a messenger RNA of Morchella importuna, 1365 nucleotides long. RefSeq lists its product as uncharacterized. Lineage: Eukaryota; Fungi; Ascomycota; Pezizomycetes; Pezizales; Morchellaceae. Bases 1 to 1365 code for a protein of 454 amino acids. The record is from RefSeq and is a predicted model, not a curated record. The transcript has 6 exons.
AUGUUAUCACCGGACUUAUUCGAAAAAUUGGAUAAAAUUACCUUAAACACGAUUCCGGCCUUCGGUUAUGUACAGCUUGUUAUAUGCGGCGACUUUUUCCAGCUCCCACCAGUUGACGUUGAAAGUAACAAAACCUGUUAUAAGUGCGGCGAAUCUGUUAUUCCCAUCAAAGAAAGAAAAUACCUCUGCGAGGAUGAUGAACGUACCACCAAGGAAGUACCACAUCUUGAACGCAUUCAUGCAAUGGGUGUAAACUCGGUCACUUGGACGACCUGUACACGAACACGAUCGGGGAUUGAAUGUGGACAUCUCUGGAAUGAAACUGUGAAAUAUUGCUUUCAGACACAAACAUGGUCGCAAAUCAAUUUCCAUUAUGCGAUUUUGACGAAAGUAUUUCGACAAAAUGAUCAAAAAUGGAUUGACAUGCUUUCGAAGAUUAAGACUGGGGAUGUGACAGAUGAGAUUCUAAACUAUUUAGUAACUUUAAAUAGGCCUUUAAAACCGACCGAAAGCGGCAUUAUACCGACCAGGCUAUAUUCCUACCGCAGAGAUGUUGAACGAGAAAACCAAGAGGCAUUCAACAAAUUAAAUUCAAAAGUUUGGGAAUUUACUGCGGUUGAUCAAGGGUUUUCGGUAAGCCUUGAUAAAAAGCAGAGUUUUGGGUUAUCAAAACCAGAGUUGGAAGCACAACCCUUCUUCAAUAACCUCCCGGUGACGGAAAAUCUCAACCUUCGAUACGGCGCGCAGGUGAUGCUUCUCGCAAAUAUUGACUUCGACUCCAAGCUUGUCAACGGCUCUCGUGGCGUUGUAACCGGCUUCGUCACCUACACCAGAAGUCGCCUUCUUGAAGGGAAAAAAGACGAUGUAAAAAAAGAGCUCUCCGAUUACUUCGCAAAGAAAACCAAGGAGGCUGACGAAACCAUCUGUAUACCAUUGGUAACCUUCCGUGAAACUAACAAACGCUGCCCUAUCCUUCCGGUUCUCUGGAAAGAGGAAAUCUCGCAAUGGCUCAGCCCCACCGAGAAAACAAACACCUUAGUUCUGAGCAGGAAACAGAUCCCGCUUGGGCUGGCGUGGGCAACGACAAUCCACAAGAGCCAGGGAAGCACGCUUGACUUUGCUUCCGUGCAGGUCGCCGGGGCAUUCGACCCCGGGCAGGCCUAUGUUGGGUUGAGUCGGUGCAGGUCAACAGACGAUAUGCAGGUUCUGGGGCAUAGACAUAGCCUGAAAAAAGCGUGUAUGUCGAACGAGAGCGCUUCGAAGUUCUACGACUAUAUGACGGCGGAAGCGGAGAAACUGCGGACGGAAAGGGGGAAAAGAAGGGCCCGUGAAUCGAGUGGGGAGUUUGGUGUUUUUUCUUUGUGA